CUCUCCAUGAAGGAGGUCGGCGACGGGCUGCACGAGCAGAUGAACUGCAUGAUGGGCGCCCUGCAGGAGCUGAAACUCCUCCAAGUCCAGGCAGCUUUGGAGCAGUUGGACAUCUCAGGGAGCCGAAUCCCCACUCCUGGCACCGAGUGGCACCCGUGCUGCCGCGGCGGCAGAGCCAUGCCUGUGGCCCGCAGGGACCGGGCACCAGAGCUGAAACUCCUCCAAGUCCAGGCAGCUUUGGAGCAGUUGGACAUCUCAGGGAGCCGAAUCCCCACUCCUGGCACCGAGUGGCACCCGUGCUGCCGCGGCGGCAGAGCCAUGCCUGUGGCCCGCAGGGACCGGGCACCAGUGGAGGAGCCCAGCCCAACGUCCCUCGCCUGUGCCGUGCGCCGGCCGGCAGAUUUGUCCCGUCCCACUGCGCUGCCGGAGGGCGGCCACCUUCGAGACACCCCCUCCUCCUUUGGGGGCCUCUGCGGCGAGGGCGAUAACAUCUUUGCAGACUUGGUUGGGAACUGGUUGGAUCUGCCGGAGCUGGAUAAGAAAGGGGAGAAGAGCGAGGCGUCCCUCCCCACAAGCAGGUCCCAGGAGCUCUGCAGGAAGUUCUCCCUCACGGCCAACAUCUUCAAGAAGUUCCUGAGAAGCGUCCGGCCCGAUCGAGACAGGCUUCUCAAGGAGAAACCUUGCUGGCUUCCGCCUGAAGAUAAACAGCCCGAAAUUUCUAAGAGAUCCAAAAAGAUGAACAAACUUAAAGGGACAUUUUACUUUCCGCUUCAUGGGAACAUCCAGAACCAUCACGGCAAAGCGGAGAGGUGCUCGAAGGCAGAAAGCAAUAGCGAGAAACCCAAAAUUGGCACCAAGAAAGUCCAUGAGACCAUAGACUGCACCCAGUCUGGGUUUGACAUCAACACAGCUGUUUGGGUCUGA
Messenger RNA from Apaloderma vittatum (bar-tailed trogon), 924 nucleotides. It is a transcript of the gene INKA2, whose product is annotated as family with sequence similarity 212, member B. The record is from RefSeq and is a predicted model, not a curated record. The annotation marks the transcript as partial. Gene Ontology annotation, cellular component: nucleus. NCBI's taxonomy places the organism in Eukaryota, Metazoa, Chordata, Aves, Trogoniformes, Trogonidae. Gene Ontology annotation, molecular function: protein kinase binding; protein serine/threonine kinase inhibitor activity. The transcript is spliced from 3 exons.